Manihot esculenta (cassava) is the source of this 2267-nucleotide messenger RNA. Its product is annotated as glucomannan 4-beta-mannosyltransferase 9. The coding region runs from base 331 to 1917 and encodes 528 amino acids. Lineage: Eukaryota; Viridiplantae; Streptophyta; Magnoliopsida; Malpighiales; Euphorbiaceae. Gene Ontology annotation, cellular component: Golgi apparatus. Gene Ontology annotation, molecular function: mannan synthase activity. The record is from RefSeq and is a predicted model, not a curated record. The transcript has 9 exons.
UAUAGAAGAGAAGAGACCCAGACAACAAUUCUCUUCUAGAAAAGAAUCUGCAUGGUGAUUUUUCCUUUUUCUUGGUUUUCUUUAAAGAGCAGUGGAGUGUACACAGCUUCAGUAAUCAAGUAGUCACUCACAUGCACUAGCUGGCUAUUUACCUCUCUUCUUUCCACAUUGCCUAAACGUAACUCGAAAGCAAAAAUCAAACUGAUCAGAACCAGAAGAAACAAGCAUUCUUCUUCUUUUCGCAAAGGGUAUAUAUUUAUAUAUCCCUCUCUUUAUAUAUAAUACAACAAGCACCAUCUAGCUAUAGUGUGGCCUACCCUUUUCAAGCCAAUGGAUCAUCUUUCUUCUGAGAGUGUCAUCUUUGAUUCAUAUGGUUUCAGUGGCCAAGUUGGUAUGAUUUGGCAAGUAGUGAAAGCACCAUUAAUUGUGCCUGUCUUGAAAUUAUUGGUGAUGAUAUGCUUAGUCAUGUCAAUAAUGCUCUUCAUUGAAAGAGUUUACAUGGGUGUUGUCAUAGCUUUUGUGAAGUUGUUUGGAAGGAAACCAAAUAAGAGAUAUAAAUGGGAGGCUAUCAAGGAUGAUAUUGAGCUUGGCAAUUCUGCUUAUCCUAUGGUUCUUGUUCAAAUUCCUAUGUACAAUGAAAAAGAGGUUUAUCAAUUGUCUAUAGGAGCUGCGUGUGGGCUUUCAUGGCCGUCUGAUCGAAUCAUAAUCCAAGUGCUUGAUGAUUCAACUGACCCUGCCAUUAAGAGCUUGGUGGAAAUGGAAUGCCAGAGAUGGGCAAACAAAGGAAUAAAUAUAAAGUAUGAGAUAAGAGAUAACAGAAAUGGGUACAAAGCAGGAGCUCUUAAAGAAGGAAUGAAACACAGCUAUGUGAAACAAUGCGACUAUGUGGCAAUUUUUGAUGCUGAUUUCCAGCCUGAGCCUGACUUCCUUUGGCGCACCAUUCCUUUUCUUCUUCACAAUCCUCACAUUGCUCUUGUUCAAGCUCGCUGGAAAUUUGUUAAUUCUGAUGAAUGCUUAAUGACAAGGAUGCAAGAAAUGUCAUUGGAUUACCAUUUCACUGUGGAGCAAGAAGUGGGCUCUUCAACUUAUGCCUUCUUUGGAUUCAAUGGAACUGCUGGUGUAUGGAGAAUUUCAGCUCUCAAUGAAGCAGGAGGAUGGAAGGAUAGAACAACAGUGGAAGAUAUGGAUUUGGCUGUCAGGGCAAGUCUUAAAGGUUGGAAGUUCGUUUAUAUUGCUGACCUCAAGGUGAAAAAUGAAUUACCAAGCACAUUCAAAGCUUACAGAUACCAGCAACACAGAUGGUCUUGUGGCCCUGCAAAUCUUUUCAAGAAAAUGGCAAUGGAAAUAAUUAGAAACAAGAAAGUGUCAAUGUGGAAGAAGUUUUAUGUGAUCUACAGUUUCUUCUUCGUUAGAAAGAUUGUGGCUCAUAUUGUCACAUUCCUGUUUUAUUGUGUUGUUUUGCCUGCGACUGUUUUGGUUCCUGAAGUAGAAGUUCCAAAGUGGGGUUAUGUCUAUAUUCCUUCUACUAUUACUCUCCUCAAUGCUGUUGGAACUCCAAGAUCACUUCAUCUAUUGAUUUUUUGGGUGCUGUUUGAGAAUGUAAUGUCUAUGCAUAGAACCAAGGCUACAUUUAUAGGUUUGUUGGAGGCUGGGAGAGUGAAUGAAUGGGUUGUUACUGAAAAGCUUGGAGAUGCUCUCAAGAUUAAGUCAACUACUAAAGCUUCCAGGAAACCUCGCCUCAGGAUUGGAGAAAGAAUGCAUAUGCAAGAGCUUGGUGUGGGAGCCUAUCUCUUCUUUUGUGGGUGCUAUGAUUUUGCCUUUGGAAAGAACAGUUACUUCAUAUACCUGUUUCUCCAAUCCAUGGCCUUCUUCAUUUCAGGAAUUGGGUAUGUUGGGACCUUUGUCCCCACCUCUUAGCCACCACAUGCCUUGCCCAGCAAUCAUCUCUCAAGUGUUUAUCCUUAUACUUUUAGUCCUUAUAGCCCUUUGCAUCCUUUGGAAGAUUUUUCCUUUUUUAUUUUUAAUUAUAUACAUAUAUUUUUUUAAUUGUUGAGAAAUUAAAUUCUGGUCAUUCUUUAAUAUUGAAUAUAAAGAAAGUUCUGUCAACUACGUUUUUUGGGAGUAGAAAAUUCAAGAGGUGAAGUUGCAAAUUAGUGUAUGUUCAUAUGGGGUAUGGUGCAGAGUAAAUGUGGACAAAUGGGUUGCUUGGAAAUCGGGGAUUGGAUUUUUUUAUUUCUUUUUGGAAAUAAAAUUUAAAGUUUUUAUCA